AGAAAAUCUAUGUUUUUUCGCCGAAAGCCCGCCUUGUGCACGAAUUCUUCUGCAGCCAAUCCUGCUGGCUCUCGACAAUGUUGACUUUGAAAGCUUGUAGAGUUCCUGGGAAUGCGAACGGGGGAGAUGCCGAAUAUCACUUCUCCGCACAGACUUGGAUGUGGGUAGAGCGGAUAGGCCUCAUUUGCAGGUUUCUGUAUCAGAUUCUGUGGCUUUGACAAUUACUCCUAGUUUGAAUCUAUUGGCGCCUCAGUAGCCCUCUUUUUCGGUUAUUGUGAAGACCAUUGUAUUCGACUGAAGAGUUAGUGCCACUCGGCCAUUUCAAGCAUCAUGACUUCCUUAAAGAAGUGAAUUCCUUCUCGUUAUUAUACAACCUCCCUCUAGGACUGUUCUCGAGAAAAAAAAUUCCGCUUUUAACAUCACGCAAACUCAGCAGUACACAAUGUCACAGCACAGCCAGACCUACGACCAUGCAUCAAAAAUUGAAAAUGCGAAUGGAGCAAACAUAGCACAACUUGAAAGACUUCAAACAGCAGGAGGUCAUACGGAUGAUAGGUCUCAGCCUGCCCUACCAGUUGUUCAUCGAAGGCUAGCCAAUCCAGCUCCCCUUGGGCUGCUGUCUUUCGCCACAGGAAUCUUCCUAAUCUCCAUUUAUGGCGUACAAGUUCGAGGUGUUGCUACACCGAAUCUGCUCAUCGGUGUUCUGAUGUUCUUCGGUGGUGUGUGCCAGUUUAUAUCUGGGAUAAUGGAAUUCGUCAGCGGCAACACGUUCGGCGCCACGGUGUUUCCUUCGUACGGAGCUUUCAAUCUAUCUUACGCUAUGAUAUAUAUCCCGGGUACUGGAAUACUGGCAGCUUACACGGAUCCCACAACUGGAGAGUUGAAUUCUCAAUUCCCAAAUGCUCUUGCCAUGUACCUUUGGGCCUGGUUUAUCCUAACGGUUAUUUUCACCGUGGCGGCAAUCAGAUCAUCCUGGGUUUUGUUCUUGGAUCUCUUUGUCUUGGAUCUAGUCCUAUUGCUUCUGGCUUGCGGAUAUAUGCUCAACAAUUCCACUUUGGAAAAAGCCGGGAGCGCUCUUGGGUUCGUGGUUGCAGUUCUUAGCUAUUGGGCUGGGACGGCUGGUCUCUGGGCUGGAGGUAUUACUCCUAUCAACAUUCCAGUAUUUCCUAUGUAUACGGAGCCUUCUUAGUAGAGCGUGAUACGGGAUCUGGAUGAGGCGGAUGGAGAAGUCAGAAGGUCUCGUUGAAAGAAUUGUGCCCCUGGAGUGUAUUGUUGGUUGGGUGUUCGAACUUCAAGAUGAUGGGAAUAGGUGAACAUAAAACUUGUAGU
Molecule: messenger RNA, 1329 nt
Organism: Cadophora gregata
Lineage: Eukaryota; Fungi; Ascomycota; Leotiomycetes; Helotiales; Ploettnerulaceae
Exons: 4
Coding region: 443-1189 (248 amino acids)
Cellular component (GO): plasma membrane
Molecular function (GO): acetate transmembrane transporter activity
Source: RefSeq, a predicted model, not a curated record